This is a messenger RNA of Maylandia zebra (zebra mbuna), 3836 nucleotides long. It is a transcript of the gene clcn1b, whose product is annotated as chloride channel, voltage-sensitive 1b. The record is from RefSeq and is a predicted model, not a curated record. Lineage: Eukaryota; Metazoa; Chordata; Actinopteri; Cichliformes; Cichlidae. Gene Ontology annotation, molecular function: voltage-gated chloride channel activity. Gene Ontology annotation, biological process: transmembrane transport; chloride transport. Gene Ontology annotation, cellular component: plasma membrane.
UGCUGCUUAGGGCAACAAGUUGUGUGUGUGUGUGUGUUAUUAGGUGUCUGCAGUUCUAAUAAAGGAAAGCAGUGUGUCCUUCACUGCCUCAUCAGAUGGCUUUGCUCUGCUUUGUCUGCCUUUCUGAUUUCUGUCUGUGUCUGUCGGUGUUGCGGUGGAGCUGGAUGGCUCUUAGACUGUGGGUCAUCUGGAGAAAGGCGCUUUCGGGAUGGACCUCACCUGUGCUUACGGACUAUCUCUAUGCAAUGAGUGUGUUUGAGACUGAGAAACUUUAGAUGUUUUUGUGGUGUUUUUGACCUGGUGUGAAGUGGGUAUACAAUAAGGCAGCGUGUGUGUGUGUGUUUGUGUAUGUGUGUGUGGCAUUGCUGUUGCCCACGCCAUUAGAAAUGCUGGGGUGUCCAGCGAGAUUAUUUUUGGAUCAGUGACAGCGUGUCAAUGGCUGCAGAUGCAUCGCAAAGGAAGGCUCUGAGAUACCAACAGACCCUGCUCUACGGAGAGUACAGGGAGCAGCUGGGAAACUUCGCCCGACGGGAGGCUGCCCGUUUACUGACAGAGAGACAAUGGAGAAGACAGGCAGGGGACAAUACCGCAGCCACAGGCCGCAAAGGCCACGGCCGGCGGCAUCAUCAUCAGCACCCUGUGACCCUGGAGUCGCAUCACAGCCAUGCCUCCUCCACCAAGAAGCCUCGUCCCUACUCCAAAUGCCAAGAUUGUUUGGCUCGUGUGCGGCGCUACAUAGUGACAAAAAUGGGAGAGGACUGGAUUUUCCUGGUUCUUCUGGGACUGACUAUGGCUCUAGUUAGCUGGAGUAUGGACUAUGCUAGUGCCAAGAGCCUGCAAGCCUAUAAAUGGGUGCAUGGGGAGCUUAAGGGCAAUGUACUGCUCCAGUACCUCGCCUGGGUUACGUAUCCCAUGAUCCUUGUCAUGUUCGCCUCGCUCUUCUGUCACCUGGUUUCCCCGCAGGCCAUCGGUUCUGGUAUCCCUGAGCUGAAAACCAUCCUGAGAGGUGUAGUCUUAAAAGAAUAUCUGACCCUUAAAGCCUUCAUAGCUAAAGUCAUCGGCCUAACCGCUGGCCUGGGCAGUGGGAUGCCUGUGGGCAAAGAGGGUCCCUUUGUCCACAUUGCCAGCAUCUGCGCCGCAGUGUUGAGUCGAUUCAUGUCCAUCUUCUCUGGAGUCUAUGAGAACCCUUAUGGUUACACAGAUAUACUGACUGUUGGCUGUGCCGUGGGGGUGGGAUGCUGUUUUGGCACUCCACUAGGAGGGGUGCUGUUUAGUAUUGAGGUCACGUCUACCUACUUUGCGGUGAGGAAUUACUGGCGGGGAUACUUUGCCGCCACAUUCAGUGCCUUCAUAUUCCGGGUGCUGUCUGUUUGGAACAAGGAUGCUGUCACAAUCACAGCCCUCUUCAAAACAAACUUUCGGAUGGAUUUUCCCUUUGACCUUCAAGAGCUGCCUGCAUUUGCAAUAAUAGGGAUCUCGUGCGGCUUUUUGGGAGCAUUCUUCGUUUACCUGAACAGACAGGUGGUUCUCUUCAUGAGAAGGCCUACGGCUCUUACACGCUUUCUAACCAAACAUCGUUUGAUCUAUCCAGGUGCAGUGACAUUGAUCAUCGCCACCAUCACGUUUCCUCCUGGAUUUGGACAGUUUAUGGCUGGAGAGCUGAUGCCUAGAGAGUGUAUCAACUCACUCUUUGAUAAUUUCACCUGGACCAAAAUCUCAGAAUACCCUGCUCCCCCCGGCCUGGGUCGCUCUGCCGCGUGGCUUCAUCCUCGUGUCAGUGUCUUUAUCAUCCUUCUCCUCUUCUUCAUCAUGAAGUUCUGGAUGUCAGCAGUUUCCACCACUAUGCCCAUCCCCUCAGGUGCCUUUAUGCCGGUGUUCAUAUUAGGAGCUGCUUUCGGUCGCCUUGUCGGGGAGAUCAUGGCCACUCUGUUCCCAAAUGGAAUCCUGUUUGAUGGGAUAGUCUACCGCAUCCUGCCAGGAGGUUACGCUGUCAUUGGUGCAGCAGCGAUGACGGGGGCCGUCACACAUACAGUUUCCACAGCAGUAAUUUGCUUUGAGCUCACUGGUCAAAUCUCCCACAUCCUACCCAUGAUGGUGGCCGUCAUCUUAGCUAAUAUGGUGGCGCAGGGUCUACAGCCGUCUCUCUACGACUCCAUCAUCCAGGUGAAGAAGCUACCCUACCUGCCUGAGCUGGCCCUUGGGCACAUAAGCAAGUAUAACAUCUUUGUGGAGGACAUUAUGGUGCGCAAAGUGAGAUUUCUGUCUUCUCAAGCCACCUUUCGGGAAUUAAACCAUCUGCUUGACACCACGACCCUGAAAACCAUCCCCAUCGUCGACUCCAAAGAAUCUAUGAUUCUGCUAGGUUCAAUUGAGAGGACAGAGCUUCAAGCCCUCUUGGACUGGUGGCUUUCACCUCAAAGACGAGUCUUUGAAAGAGGUCAAAGUUCACCGGGUCAAGCCUCCAAAAUCAGCUGGGAGUCAUUCACCUUUGUAGAUGAGGAGGGAGGCGAGGAAAGCCCCGACAAGACCACCACUCCUGUGCAGGAAGAAUGUAAUGGACCCGUUCCUGCCCCCAAACCUCAGGAGCCCUCCGCCAACCACACAGACUCAGACAAGCGCAAGCUGCCAUCUGUCAGGAGGACCCUUCAAAGACUCUUCUCCUCCACGUCUUUGUCAGGCCAGACAGAUACUCAGGAGACCACAACCCCUCAGCUGACUGACACCAUGUCUCCAGAGGAGAUCAAAGCCUGGGAAGAGGCAGAGCUGAACAAACCAAUUGAUAUGGAGCAGAUACGCAUAGACCCCUCUCCAUUUCAGCUGGUGGAAAGAACGUCUCUGCAUAAGACCCACACUCUGUUCUCCUUGCUGGGUCUCAGUCACGCCUAUGUCACCAGCAUUGGUAAGCUGGUGGGUGUUGUGGCACUGAAAGAGUUGCAGAAAGCCAUAGAGGGCUCAACUCGGAGCGGGGUGAGGCUUCGUCCUCCUCUGGCCAGUUUCAGAGACACCAGUAGGAAAGCCAAGAAGCACCAGCCUCCCUCAUCCACCACUUCCUCGCCAACACAGGACAGAGACCUGUGGGGGGAGGGUAGCAGAAGGGAAGGGGAGCUGGUGAGGAGGGAGUCCAAAGACGAUUCCCGAGGGAAGCCUUCAAGAGGAGCUCCUGGGUGUGACGUUGCUUCCUCUUCCCCCAGCACCAUGGAGAGCAAUAGUAGCUCCACCUCCACAAGAGGGGCCGAAGGCCCUGCUCAGGAGGCAGCAUCCCCCUCCACCUCCUCCUCUACCUCGCCGUCAGCCCCUGCCUCUCCCAUGUCAGCCACAAGCCCUGUCCUCACACUGUCCUCCCUGCAGGAGGAGAGGGAGAGCGAGGACUCUGAUGAGCCCAUUUAGGAGAAGUGGCUUUCAAGAAGAAAAACUUUUACCUUCUUUUAAUGUCACUCCUUUUCCGAAAAGACAAAGCUGCAGUUUAGAUGGAGGAGUCAAAGCCACCUGCGGCUGUCACAGACAUUCAGCUCUCGGUGGGCAGGAGGAACUGGUGCACACAAAGCUCAAGAAACUUUUAGUACAGGAUAUUUUUUUCUAUUCUGAUGAUAGUUUCACUUUUCCACUCUUUAAAAUCUCAGGUGCUUUCCCAUGUCUUCUGAACUGCUGACAACCGUUUCACUGAAGUUCAAUCUUCCAAGCGUAUCUCUGAAAUGCCGAAAACAGCUGAUUUUCACAUGUAUUAAGAUCUGUUAAUGUCAUUAAAGGUAUAAUAUGCAGCAAUGGUCAGUUAUUGUAAACUUGGCCUUGAGAAUGAGGAUGGAGGGAACAGCUUUAGCAAGAAAAAAAGCAAUGAA